Molecule: messenger RNA, 2033 nt
Organism: Zingiber officinale
Lineage: Eukaryota; Viridiplantae; Streptophyta; Magnoliopsida; Zingiberales; Zingiberaceae
Product: 4-coumarate-CoA ligase 1-like
Exons: 5
Coding region: 122-1768 (548 amino acids)
Molecular function (GO): CoA-ligase activity
Source: RefSeq, a predicted model, not a curated record
CUCCUCCCAUUCUUCUUCUUUCUUCACGGCAGAGAGAGAGAGAUAGAGGGGAGAGAGAGAGAGAGAGAGAGAGAGAGAGAGAGGAGAGAGCAGUGGAACGGAGAGAAAUCUACUGAUCGGGAUGGGUUCAAUUGCGCCGCCGAAGGAGACCAUUUUUCGAUCCAAGCUUCCGGACAUCGAGAUCAUCAACGACAUCCCGCUCCACACUUACUGCUUCGAGCGACUAGACCAAUUCGCCGACCGGCCGUGCGUCAUCGACGGCGCGACUGGCGCUGUGUUAACCUACUCCGAAGUGGAAGCCUCCGCACGCCGAUUUGCGGCGGGGCUUUACAGCGUCGGGAUCCGGCGGGGCGACGUGUUCAUGAUCCUCCUCCGCAACUCACCUGAAUUCGUCAUCGCGUUCCUCGCCGCAUCGUUUGGCGGAGCCGCCGCCACCACGGCUAACCCUUUCUACACUUCCGGCGAGAUCCAGAAACAAGCGGAAGGCGCCGGCGCCCGCCUUAUCAUCACCGAAUCCUGCUACGUGGAUAAGAUCCGGCAUUUAGCCGCGGAGCGCGGCGUCACUAUCGUGACCGUCGGCGACGGCCCCGCCCCGGAAGGUUGUCGCGCCUUCGCCGACCUCCUGGCGGCGGACCCCGGUGCGAUGCCGGCAGUCGAGUUCGAUCCGGACGAUGUGGUCGCGCUGCCCUACUCGUCGGGCACCACCGGGCUUCCCAAGGGCGUGAUGCUGACUCACCGGAGCCUGAUCACCAGCGUGGCCCAGCAGAUGGAUGGCGAAAAUCCCAAUCUGUAUUUCCACCCGGAUGACGUCAUCCUCUGCGUCCUGCCCCUUUUCCACAUCUAUUCUCUCAACUCCGUCCUCCUUUGCUGCCUCCGCGUCGGCGCCUCCAUCCUCAUCAUGCGGCGGUUCGAGGUCGGGCAGCUCCUUGACCUGAUCCAACGCUUCAGAGUGACAAUUGCGCCCUUUGUUCCGCCCAUCGUGCUGGAGUUCGUGAAGAGCCCACUCGUCGACAGCUUCGACCUCUCGUCAAUACGGAUGGUCAUGUCCGGGGCUGCUCCCAUGGGCAAGGAGCUUGAGGACAAAUUCAUGGCUAAGCUUCCCAAUGCUCUGCUGGGCCAGGGUUACGGGAUGACAGAAGCUGGACCAGUGCUGUCUAUGUGCUUGGCAUUUGCAAAGGCGCCAUUCGAGGUGAAGUCCGGUGCCUGUGGCACGGUAGUGAGGAACGCUGAGAUGAAGAUAAUUAACCCAGAGACGGGUGCUGUGUUAGGCCGGAACCAGCGUGGUGAGAUCUGCAUCAGAGGUGCCCAAAUUAUGAAAGGCUACAUCAAUGAUCCAGAGGCCACAAGGAACAUCAUAGAUGAGGAUGGAUGGCUGCACACCGGAGAUGUAGGCUAUGUUGAUAACGACGAUGAGGUGUUCAUCGUCGACAGGCUCAAGGAGAUCAUCAAAUUCAAAGGCUUUCAGGUAGCCCCAGCUGAGCUUGAAGCACUACUUGUUAUGCACCCUAACAUCUCUGAUGCUGCUGUAGUUCCGAUGAAAGAUGAAGCUGCUGGGGAAGUCCCUGUUGCCUUUGUUGUGCGGUCCAAUGGAUCAAAAAUCACUGAGGACGAAAUCAAGCAGUACAUCUCAAGACAGGUGGUUUUCUACAAGAGAAUCAACAAAGUUUUCUUCACAGAAGUCAUUCCAAAGGCCCCUUCUGGAAAAAUCUUGAGAAAGGAUCUAAGAGCGAAGCUAGCCGAGCAAUUCCCCAUCGGUCCAUUUCCAUGAUCGUAUCGACACAGUCAGUAUCUUCCCAUGGCACUCUCGCGCAAGAACAAGAAGUGGUGUAAUAUUCUCAACAUAGUUCAUGUUUCCAAGUCAUUCUUUUCGGUACUGUUUAUUAACGUUGUUAAUUGUUGAUGCGAAGGCUGGUUGACCCUCCGACUUCAGCUAUAGAUUUGAUUUUACUUGUUCUACACUUGGCGUUGUGUUUGUAAUGUUAAUGUGGAUAGAGAUAUGACUUUGCUAAAUGAAAGGUUGUUAUUAGUUGGUU